Molecule: messenger RNA, 876 nt
Organism: Paramuricea clavata
Lineage: Eukaryota; Metazoa; Cnidaria; Anthozoa; Malacalcyonacea; Plexauridae
Source: the annotation of a GenBank genome assembly
AUGAAGGACUUGGGAGAAAUUUCUUAUUUCUUGGGUAUUAGCUUUAAACAAGGAAAUGGAGUUAUUAAAAUGAAUCAGAAAAGAUACAUUCAGAAAAUACUAGAUAUAUUUGGUAUGUCUAAUUGUAAGCCUAGAACAAUCCCAUGCGAGCAGAGAUUUGAGGGCAUGAGUGAUAGUGAACAAGUAGACCCAAGGAGAUAUAGAGAGAUUGUAGGUAGUCUGAUUUACUUGAUGACAUGUACCAGACCAGAUAUUAGUUGGGUGGUUAGCAAGCUAUCUCAAAAAUUGUCAUGUCCCAGGUUGGAAGAUUUAGUGACUACAAAGCAUGUACUGAGAUAUUUAAAGGGCAGCAUGGAGCAUGAGUUGUGUUUUAGAAAGUGUGAUGGUGAGCUUAAUCUUAUUGCUUAUACAGACGCUGACUGGGCAUCUUCAUUGCAUGAUCGACACAGUACAACAGGGUACUGUUUUAGUUUAACUGAGAAUGGUCCUCCCAUAUUGUGGAAGUCUAAGAAGCAACCCACAAUUGCACUUUCAACUUGUGAAGCAGAGUAUGUAAGUUUAGCAGCCACGUCUCAGGAAAGUUUAUAUUUGAUGCAGUUACUUAACAGUAUGGAUAGCAAAAUAUAUACAUGCACGCGAAUAUAUGAGGAUAAUCAAGGGGCAAUAGCCUUAAGUAAAAAUCUGGUAAGUAGGCAAAGAUGCAAACAUAUUGACAUCAAGUAUCAUUUCUUACGAGAAGUACUUAUAGGUGGUAAAAUAGACAUUGUUUACUGUCAAACAGAACAUAUGGUGGCAGACAUACUUACCAAACGAGCUACCAAAGUUAAACUGGACAGGUUUAGACCCAUCCUAUUUGGAUACAAUCCAUGUGAUUAG